AUGCAUUGGCCAAUAUAGAAUGUCCAAUCUAUUAUUUUAGUAGAACAGUCUAGCUUUGUGGAAAACGAGAUUUGCAUGAAAACACACAGGCAUUUUCCAUGAAAAAGGCAUGUGGGCACAUUCCAUGACAGUACAGGAUUAUCAGGAUCUCAUAGACCGAGGAUGGCGAAGAAGUGGAAAAUAUGUGUACAAACCUGUCAUGAAUCAAACAUGUUGUCCUCAGUACACAAUAAGGUGCCAACCUUUACAGUUUCAGCCUUCAAAAUCUCACAAGAAGGUUUUGAAAAAAAUGUUGAAAUUCCUGGCUAAAGGGGAGGUUCCCAAAGGAAGUUGUGAGGAUGAGCCCAUGGACUCCACAAUGGAUGAUGCUGUUGCUGGUGACUUUGCAUUGAUAAAUAAAUUGGAUAUACAGUGUGAUCUUAAGACGCUCAGUGAUGACGUCAAAGAGAGUUUAGAGAGUGAAGGAAAAAAUUCAAAAAAAGAAGAACCUCAUGAAUUACUUCAGUCACAAGAUUCCGUAGGAGAGAAGUUGGGCUCUGGUGAACCAUCACAUUCAGUUAAAGUUCACACAGUUCCUAAGCCAGGCAAAGGGGCUGAUUUGAGUAAGCCUCCAUGUCGAAAAGCAAAGGAAAUCCGGAAAGAAAGGAAAAGGUUAAAACUCAUGCAGCAGAACCCAGCUGGAGAACUUGAGGGUUUCCAGGCUCAAGGUCACCCACCAUCUUUGUUUCCACCAAAGGCUAAAUCCAACCAGCCCAAAUCACUCGAAGAUUUAAUUUUUGAAUCUUUACCAGAGAAUGCAUCACACAAGUUAGAGGUGAGGGUGGUGAGAUCAUCUCCACCAAGUUCGCAGUUCAAAGCCACACUUCUGGAGUCUUACCAGGUCUAUAAACGUUACCAGAUGGUUAUUCACAAGAACUCACCUGAUACGCCAACCGAGAGCCAGUUCACAAGAUUCCUUUGCAGUUCACCCUUGGAGGCAGAGACUCCCCCUAAUGGGCCAGAUUGUGGCUAUGGCUCCUUUCACCAGCAGUACUGGCUUGAUGGAAAGAUCAUUGCUGUGGGGGUGAUUGACAUCCUCCCGAACUGUGUGUCAUCUGUGUAUUUGUACUACGAUCCUGAUUAUUCGUUUUUGUCUUUGGGUGUCUACUCUGCACUACGAGAAAUUGCUUUUACUAGGCAGCUUCAUGAGAAAACUUCUCAACUCAGCUAUUAUUAUAUGGGUUUCUACAUUCAUUCGUGUCCCAAGAUGAAAUAUAAGGGUCAGUAUAGACCUUCUGAUUUGCUGUGCCCCGAGACAUAUGUUUGGGUCCCCAUUGAGCAAUGCCUGCCCUCACUUGAAAACUCCAAGUACUGCCGUUUCAACCAGGACCCAGAAGCAGUGGAUGAAGAUCGCAGUACGGAACCUGACCGAUUGCAGGUGUUUCACAAGAGAGCCAUCAUGCCUUACGGUGUUUAUAAGAAACAGCAGAAGGACCCAAGUGAGGAGGCCACUGUUCUGCAGUAUGCCAGCCUGGUGGGGCAGAAGUGCUCCGAGCGGAUGCUGCUGUUCAGAAACUGACCUGCUCGCCUCUGCCGGGGGUUCCUGUGUUGUGCUGAUGGUUUGUGUCAGGGUACUUACUCAGUACCUGUGGGGAAGUAACUGUCACCACCCACAAAUUAAGACAGUUUUUAUUUUGACUAUCUAUGGCUUUUAAAAUAUAUUUUGUGGCAAUGUAUCUGUGAGAAUCUCAUGGUUAAUAUAAAGAUUUUAAAACUGUGUUGUGACCUAACCCCCAUAAUUGGGGUUUAUCAUUUUGGAGGUUUCUUUCUAGAGCAAGAUAUGCUCAGAUUCUCCUGUUUAAAUUUUGUAAAAUGAAGAAGUGAAUCUAAGUAACUUAAUCACAGUUGUGCAUUUUUUUUUUUGGUUCUGUUAAAGAAAUUAAAACAGACUGUUUCCUCAGGCCCAUUUUAAACAUGAACUUAUGUUAGGAAACCUUAAGUAUGGGGAAGGUAGAAAGUUUGUUUCAUCACUUAGAAAAUAUGUCUUCUCAAGAACAAAACUGUGUGCUGUUACUCAGUGUUCAAUAUUAAAUUGCUGCCAAAUGUUACGUAGUUUAAUAGAGAACUUGAAAAAAUAAAACAUUAAAAAGGAUCUUGUGUUAGCAUCAGGUAUCCAUUUGUUCAGGACAGUCCUGUUCAUGUCUGUUGUCUUGGCAUAGUUUUUUUCCCUAGAAUAUAGUACUCCCUUUUACUCUAAAAAAUAUCCCAGUUUGGACAAUAAAAUACAUAAUUACUCUA
Molecule: messenger RNA, 2277 nt
Organism: Mandrillus leucophaeus (drill)
Lineage: Eukaryota; Metazoa; Chordata; Mammalia; Primates; Cercopithecidae
Gene: ATE1
Product: arginyltransferase 1
Exons: 12
Coding region: 110-1558 (482 amino acids)
Biological process (GO): protein arginylation
Cellular component (GO): cytoplasm
Molecular function (GO): arginyl-tRNA--protein transferase activity
Source: RefSeq, a predicted model, not a curated record